AUGAGACUUAUCAACACUGACACGUUGUCUUUCGAGGAAUUUUAUGGCAAUCUUCCCAAAUAUGCAAUCCUGUCACAUACUUGGGGCUCAGAAGAGGUCACCUUCCAAGACUGGGCUGACUCGAGCUCCAUAAAGCAUAGGUCAGGGUAUACGAAAAUCGUUGAAGCUUGCAAACAAGCGAAAAGCGAUGGAUAUUUGUACGCUUGGGUGGACACCAAUUGCAUCGAUAAGACAAGCUCAGCUGAGCUCACAGAGGCUAUCAAUUCCAUGUUUGCGUGGUACAACCAGGCCGGUAUUUGCUACGCCUACCUUUCAGAUGUGCCGACUUUCAAACCGAUCUCGUUCGCCGAAGGAUUCUGUCGCAGUCGCUGGUUCAAGAGAGGAUGGACACUGCAAGAACUCCUCGCCCCUGAAGAAGUUGUGUUUUACGCUGCCGACUGGUCGCGCAUCGGAACCAAGGCAACUCUCGUACGCGAAAUCGCCGAAGCUACUGGCAUAGAUAUCAAGUAUCUCUGCCCAGAAAAGAGAACUGCAGCUGCCACGAAAGAUGAUUGGACUAAGAACCUCGACAUUACCUGCCAUGAGGCCUCUGUUGCUGAGAGAAUGUCGUGGUUGGCGCGUCGCGAAACAACAAGGAUCGAAGAUAUGGCCUACUGUAUGUUGGGGAUAUUUGGAAUCUCUAUGCCCCUUCUCUAUGGUGAAGGACAGGGGGCGUUCUUACGACUCCAAGAGGAGAUUAUCAAGGCAUCAGAUGACCACUCCCUCUUCUGCUGGUCAUGGACUAUGGAUGAGGACCAGACGAGCUUGCUAUCCCCACGACCCCAUAGCUUCCUCGAAGCUGCGCAUUAUCAGCGUCGAAGGUCAAACGCACAACCAUCACCGUACUCUAUGACUAAUGCCGGUCUCUCGAUUCGUCUUCCUGUAAUAAGAUGCUGGUCUUCUCACAUCGUCAUCCUGAACGUUCAGAUCCCGGAUACCAACGAAUACGUCGGGAUCGCCAUAUCAGGAAACUUUUCCUCACGUGUCUUUUCGAGAUGCUCCUCCCCAGGUUCACCCAUCCCUCUUCAUAUCCCGAGGGGCUAUGAUCUACUAGAUGUGAAUGAUGAUCCGAAUCCAAGGGAUAUGUUUUUUCAAACACGACAAGCUGUCCCGAAGUCAAUAAAACAUCCUUCUCUCAGAGUCAGCAAUCACUACAAAGCUGGGGCAUUAUUAUCUUUUAGCCCACGAGCCAAUUUUCUCGCCAUCGAAACUUUUCCUCCCGAUCGCUUCUCUGAGAGCGACAGCAUACUAGGCAUAUGCCCAGCUGAUGAUACCGCUGAUUCAGACUGGGUCCGGGGUUGGACUCAACCAGAUACUGCCUUCGUUGGAGCCACCAUAGUCAGGUUCUCUCCCAAAUAUGGAUUUGGAGAAAUGGUUCUUUUCGCCAUAACGAGCGAAAAGGCUGGCUCUUAUCUUAUGCCCCAGUGGCACUGCUUUAACCUUGCACCCUUCUUUCCUCCGAAUCAUAUCGAUUCACUUGAUUUAGAAAAAGUUGCCUCUCAAUAUUCGAGAGUCUUAGAAGGACUUGUUCGGACUCCAGGACAUACUGAUGAUUCAAGUGAUGAUUCAAGUGAUGAUUCAAGUGAUGAUUCAAGUGAUGAUUCAAGUGAUGAUUCAAGUGAUGAUUCAAGUGAUGAUUCACGCGGGAUAUCAUGCGCUGUCUUCGCGAAGCUAAAGGGCGAAUUUGAUAACGAAGAAGCCAAGAUGAUUGGCCUGGUAGACGACAUCAUCGAAGUCUCGAACACAAACCCCCAAUUCCCCAUCAUCGCCGACGCCGAAUGCAAGGUAGCCUUCCUCUACAACAUGAUUGACAAAAAAGACCUGGACAACAUCGCAGAAAAGGGCAUUGCUUUCACAAUUCGCUGUGCUUUUGUCAUCGACCCGGUAAAGAAGAUCAGAUUGACGAUUAUGUACCCUGCAUCAACAGGACGAAACUCAGCUGAGGUUCAUCGAGUGAUUGAUUCACUUCAGAUGGGAGACAAAAAGGGCGUUGUUGCACCUGUUGAUUGGUUGGUUGGUGAUGAUGGCAUUGUUCCCUCUUCUGUCUCGACGGAGGACACGGGGCAGAAGUUUGGUGAUGUUAGAGAGGUAAAGCUCUACUUGAGAUUUACCAAGGUUUCGAUGUAG
Fusarium sp. VM40 is the source of this 2166-nucleotide messenger RNA. The record is from the annotation of a GenBank genome assembly. Lineage: Eukaryota; Fungi; Ascomycota; Sordariomycetes; Hypocreales; Nectriaceae.